Molecule: messenger RNA, 723 nt
Organism: Pseudophryne corroboree (corroboree frog)
Lineage: Eukaryota; Metazoa; Chordata; Amphibia; Anura; Myobatrachidae
Product: baculoviral IAP repeat-containing protein 5.1-like
Exons: 4
Coding region: 67-555 (162 amino acids)
Source: RefSeq, a predicted model, not a curated record
AAGAUUUUUUAAUAACUAGGGGGGGGAAAAAUUACAAAAUAAAAUAAAAACUACAAAGAAACUAGAAUGCAUUGCCCUAAGCUAAGGUUUAUGCAAGCUUUACAGCAGCUAAAGGACUUUAGUACGAUGUAUGAUUAUAACAAACGAUUGCAAACAUUUGUGGACUGGCCUUUCAAGGAAAGCUGCAAAUGUACCCCUGAGAAUAUGGCUAAGGCUGGCUUUGUGCACUGCCCUACAGAGAAUGAGCCCGAUGUUGCCUGCUGUUUUUUCUGCCUGAAAGAGUUGGAGGGUUGGGAGCCAGAUGAUGAUCCUUGGACCGAGCAUUCCAAACGCUCUGUCACCUGCGGCUUCCUCUGCCUAUCUAAGAGUAUGGAUGACUUGACCAUGGAAGAGCUGCUACGGAUGGAGGUUUAUCGGAUUAAGACUUUCUAUCGCAAAUUUGCCUCAGUCGUCGCCCAAUAUCUUGAUGAGGAAAUGAUCGCUACAACCAGACGCCUGGUGGAAUACUUUGCCAAUCAGCAUAACUGUUCUUUAGAAGUUGAUGUUGAACCCUAACAAGUAGUGACUUUAUUUACACAUUGUCGUGUGAUAGUGUCUGCAAGGUCUACAUAUGUGUAAGGAGUGUAAUCUUUGGAGAUAUUCAGCUCCAACACCUCGUGUAACAAAAUGUUUUACUUUUUUAUUUUAGAAAUGAUGGCUCAUUAAUAAAUAUAUAUUUUGUAA